AAAACUAAUUGUGAAGAAUCCUUCAAUGUCGAAGCUCUUUUCAGCGUUGUCUCAAUCAUUAUGAAUUGCUCACUUGGUCAUACUGAUACGGCCACCAAGAUUGAAGAAGAUGAGAAGGCUAUUCUAAGCAAUUUCGAGCCACCAGCACAUAUACUGAGGCCUAUUUCUUGUCUGAUGAUGCACACAGAUGAUGACGAGAACCACUCGUAUGCACAUGAAACAACAAUGUCAAUCCUUGAACAGUUAAAACCCUAUUCAUGGGAAUCCAAAGCAGUGAUGGUGCUGGCAGCAUUCUCUGUGGAAUAUGGCACUUUCUUCCAUCUUUCGCAGGUUUCUGCAGAAGACAGCCUUGGGAGAUCAUUAGCAGUGUUGUGCCAUGUUCAUGUCUUCCACAAAAACCUAAGAGCCACUUCUGAUUACAACCACAUCGUCAUGAAUGCCUAUGAAACUGUCAAGAGAAUCAUUGAGUUGAAAAUUUUGUUCAGUGAAGGUUAUGAAGAAGAGUUUGUGCCUUCUUUGACAGAAGCCAUGCAUGAGUUCCCUGCGUUUGUUUAUUGGGUUGUCCUCACCAUUGUUGCUUGUGCUCUUCAUUUUAAGUUCUUCUUGGGUUCUCAUUGGAAGGCCAUAUAUAAUUUAUCGUCUAUCAGCAGCAAGAUUUUCGCGGUUCAUAGCAAAAUCAAGGCGCUUACAGGGAGGAUAAGGAAAGAGAUAGCACACGCAUAUGGGAGCCCCGAAAGUUCAAAAGGAAUGUUAGACAUUUUAAUUGAAGAUUUAGAUCUCUCAGAUUAAUCUUAACUAUGAGGCGAUGGUGAAAAAAAAAAGGAAGGGUUUUGAUGAAAAAGGAAGAAGAAAAUGGCAUAGAUUAAUGGAAUCUUGUAUAGUUUUUUGUUUGUUACAUCAAGUGUUAACCUCCAUAUUUAGCACUCAAAAAUAUUUUUUCAAUAACAUUUUAACAUCUUAGAGUAA
Neltuma alba is the source of this 966-nucleotide messenger RNA. Its product is annotated as protein SIEVE ELEMENT OCCLUSION B-like. The record is from RefSeq and is a predicted model, not a curated record. The transcript has 5 exons. Bases 61 to 789 code for a protein of 242 amino acids. Gene Ontology annotation, biological process: phloem development. NCBI's taxonomy places the organism in Eukaryota, Viridiplantae, Streptophyta, Magnoliopsida, Fabales, Fabaceae.